UAAACCGUUUGCGAAGGUGUAAACUUCGUCAGAAAAGUGAUAGUUUGCGUUGUAUGCUGUUAGCCAACAUUUUGCAUCUGCUAGCGGGAUUAGUGUUGUUCUUUUUUACCGUUCAUUACAUUUAUUAUAUCGUAACAGCACUAUAUCGGUUCUCUGGUACCGUUCAGAUGCAAUCGGAAGAUGCUAAAUACAUCAAGAAACGAUGGAAGGGUGGAACAGUCGAACCUCACCCCACCGAAAAAGCACUCAUCGUCAACUACAAGCUAGAGGCUGCUGUCUUCGGUGACCCUGGAGAUCCUAUGUUGGAGGACAAAAAGGACUGCCAGCGGAUCAUACGACUUAAGUCAUUAAACUCUAAAACUGAUCCCGCCGUACUUGCGCGGGAAGUUGUAGAAAAGUGUGACCUUAUCCAUAAAUCGCAGCUAUGUGACAUUGAGCAAAUCAUCUACUACCUGAAGAAUCGCAAAGUGGUAGAAACCCCUGUUGUCAGUACCGGCCAUCAACGGUCCGUAUCACGCAUAUCCGAUAAAACGAGCUCAACCAUCGACACCGAAAAAGCUUCAAUCAGAAACGUCGAUGACUAUAUCGAGCUGCUGUACGAGGAUUUGGCCGAAAAGGUGAAAGGAUCCCGGCUGAUAUUGCAGCUAGCGCGCGAUCCAGAUAAUUUGGAAGAGUUGGAAAAGAAUGAAGCGGUACUUAGUGCUCUGUCUCGUGUGCUACGCGAAGACUGGCGCCGUUCGUUGGAUCUUUCCACCAACAUCAUUUACAUCUUCUUCUGCUUCUCGACCUAUACCAACUUCCACUCCGUCAUAGUGAACUACAAGAUUGGCUCACUGUGCAUGGACGUGAUCGAUUACGAGUUGCGCCGGUACGAUCAAAUGAAGCACGACAUUGAUGCUCGCAAGAGCAUGUCCGCAAGCUUCAGCAAUGGAAGCGCGAAGGAAAAGGAGAUUGAUAUAGCCGGUGCAAAGAGCAGCACGGAACAGCUGGAUACGAUUAUUGAUCAGGAAAAGCCAAAGGAAAUGGAACCGCCGAGACGACGUAUACCGGAACUAAAGCAACGUCCAAAGUCGGGCAACUGGAGCAGCAACCUUAGCGGCAGCGGUAUCGCUCUGAACAGUCCACUAACCAAAGCACACUCAAUGAAUAACAGCUACCACGAGCAGCUGACCAAUGAAUCUAGUCCUACCAGCAAUGGUUUCACCAGCCCAAUCACUAGCUCCAAUUCGACCGAAUCGAUGAACGCUGCCGGCUACAGUAUCCCGCACGCACCGGGUUCCGCUGGGGCGGACACUGUUGCGUCGGAAAAACCGGAUCCACGCAAGCUGAAGGACGAUUACGAUAAAAUUAACAAACAGUUCAAGCUGUUCGUUCGCAAGCAGGAGCAGCUGCUGCGCGUUGCGUUCUAUCUGCUGCUCAACAUAGCGGAAAACGUUAAGCUGGAGGAAAAGAUGCGCAAGAAGAAUAUUGUAAAAAUGCUGCUGACAGCAUUGGAGCGGCAAAACUUUGACCUGCUCGUGCUGGUCGUUACCUUCCUGAAGAAGCUCUCCAUCGUGCUGGACAACAAGGAGGAAAUGUAUGAGCUGAACAUCGUCGAAAAGCUGCCACGCCUGUUGCAAUCGCAGAAGGAUCUCGUGCAAAUGACGCUGAAGCUGCUGUUUAACCUAUCGUUUGAUGCACGUUUGCGGGCGAAAAUGAUUCGCGUCGGUUUGCUGCCGAAGCUGGUCACGUUUUUGAGCGACGAUAAGCACCAUGGCAUCGUGACGAAGAUUCUGUACCACAUGAGCCUGGACGAUAAGGUGAAGUCCAUGUUUACGUACACCGACUGCGUACCGGUUGUGGUCGAUAUGUUACUUCUGAAUCUUAAUCAAAAGUCCGACCCGGACCUGAUUGCGCUCGGCAUCAACCUGGCACUGAACCGACGCAACGCGGCAAUGAUGAUAGAAAACAACCGGCUGCACAGUUUGAUGUCCCGCGCAUUCAAAUGUCAGGACACGCUGAUCAUGAAGAUGAUACGCAACAUCUCGCUCCAUGAUACACUGCGGCCACACUUUGUGGAUUUUGUGGGCGAUCUCGCUAAAAUUUUAACCGAGUGUGACGAAGAAGAAUUUUCCGUCGAGUGUCUUGGUAUUUUAGGUAACUUAGCUCUGGCCGAUUUAGAUUAUUCGCAGAUUAUCCACAACUUCAACCUUAUACCGCUGAUUCGAAACAUGCUUGUACCAGGUAAAUACAAGGAUGAUCUGGUACUAGAGAUGGUUGUUUUCAUCGGUACGUGCGCAUUGGACGAAUCGUGCGCUAUGCUGUUGUGCAAAGCGGACGUCAUUCUUUCCCUAAUCGAGCUGCUCAAGGCUAAGCAGGAAGACGACGAGAUGGUGCUGCAGAUUGUGUUCGUCUUUCAACAGGUGUUGCGCCACGAAAGUACGCGCUGCUACAUGAUCAAGGACACCGAAUCGCCCGCCUAUUUGAUCGAUCUGAUGCACGACAAGAACGAAGAAAUACGACGCGUUUGUGACGUGUGUCUCGACAUCAUUGCCAUCACAGACAGUGAAUGGGCAUCGCGAAUAACGCUGGAAAAGUUUCGCAAUCAUAAUAGCCAGUGGCUUAGUAUGGUGGACUCGCAGGAAACUGCUGACGAUGUGCAAACGUACGGUCCGAUUGAGGACGAUGAAGCCGAUCUGCCCACCUACCUGACGUCAGAAUAUCUUGAUCAACUUUACCUGCUGGGCGGUGACACGAACGAUGAUAACGAUUGUAACAAACAUCGUUCCGGCUCUUCAAUGUCUAAUUACAGUCGUCCUGUCAGUCGCUAUAGCCGUGAUCUAGAAGACAUGGAAAUUAUCCAUUAAAUAAUGUGCGUCGUUGUGCCAGACGUUGUGCA
Molecule: messenger RNA, 2878 nt
Organism: Anopheles maculipalpis
Lineage: Eukaryota; Metazoa; Arthropoda; Insecta; Diptera; Culicidae
Gene: Kap3
Product: kinesin-associated protein 3
Exons: 8
Coding region: 54-2846 (930 amino acids)
Biological process (GO): microtubule-based movement; cilium organization
Cellular component (GO): kinesin II complex; axoneme; ciliary transition zone
Molecular function (GO): kinesin binding
Source: RefSeq, a predicted model, not a curated record